Lodderomyces theae is the source of this 474-nucleotide messenger RNA. It is a transcript of the gene TRX2, whose product is annotated as Trx2p. Gene Ontology annotation, molecular function: oxidoreductase activity. The record is from RefSeq and is a predicted model, not a curated record. Gene Ontology annotation, cellular component: cytoplasm. NCBI's taxonomy places the organism in Eukaryota, Fungi, Ascomycota, Pichiomycetes, Serinales, Debaryomycetaceae. The coding region runs from base 1 to 474 and encodes 157 amino acids. The transcript has a single exon.
AUGUUACAAGACAUCAAAUCUAAACAGCAAUUAGCUUCUGCUCUACAAUCGCAAUACCAAACUUCCGAAACAACGUCAAGAAAGACCGACACUGGCGUUAACCCGGGCACUUCAUCAAGAACCAAGAUUCAAUCCAAGGCAAUGGAUAUGGCAUCCAACAUUGGUUUAGGUUCAGGCUCACGCACUUCUAAUCAAGAUCACGUUAUUGUUGUUGACUUUUUCGAUGAUUGUGAUAACUGUUCACAGAUCAAUUCCAAGUUGGAGGAGUAUUCCAAUUGGUAUCGUGAUAAUUCCAAACCAGUCGAUUUCUACAAGGUUAAUGUUCAAGAUAGAGAACUGAAGUCGUUUGCUAGUGAGUAUUCGAUUGAUUCAAUUCCAACUGCGUUAUUUUUCAAGAAGGGUAAGUUGGUUGAUAAAGUUGUUGGAGCUCAGCCUGCUGAAAUUAAAAAGGUUUUGGACAAUGAUUUGUUGUAA